AUGCUCGGGAAACGGUGCGCUGGUAAUCAGAGAAGUCAAGCACCUGCCGAAGCCUUCUGGACGACUGAUUCAACAUGCUCGGAUCGCACGCAGCCCCCUCUCCCAACUCAGACACGACACUGCGACGGUAUCAGCGUGCGAUGGGACGCAGGUGUCUUCGAGGUCUCGUAUCCCUUCCAUCUGCAGGCGGACGGGUCGGGGGCGGGGCUAGGAUAUGAUCUGACAUCCCUCUCGCCUCCGCGUGCCCGUUCCAAGCGGUGCCGUCGCACAAUCGCUGUGACAGAAGACGCAUGUCCAGCGUGUAAAGCCGCUCAGGUCGAGAUUGAUGUUCUCGAGGAGAUUGCUCGUCGGCCUUUCGAUCGGGUCCAUUCGUAUGGGCAGCUCAACUAUGCCCAGCAGCGAAGUCGUGCGCGACAUCUCACGAAACAGCUUCAGAAAAUGGUGUUACAGGAGUUGAACGCUUCACGGUCGCUCAAGAUUGCGCGCAGACAUGUCAAGCAACAUCAGGAGAUACUCGAGUAUGCGGGGCAGAAUCUUGUGCCCGGCUUGCACAGGGUCCUUGCCAACGCGCUGAAGCAGGGCUGGAGCGCGAAGAAGACUCUCUCCUACCUCAUCAAGGCUGUCAAUGGAGAGUACCACCCGCGUAACUACUCUCAAGUCGACAUAGACCUCGCCGUCAUACUCUACUCGUUCGGGGGCGCUAGUGCCGUCUAUGCCUUCAACCACUCAUACCUCGCUUUGCCUUCGCUCAACACCAUCCAGCCGCAUCGACGUCUCUACCGCAUGACUGUCUCUACCGAGGGCAUCAGACUUACCGACAUUGCCAGCAACAUUGACACCGUCUAUGGCCCUCACGAGUCGCCAAGGGGUGGCCUCCUCGAGCGAAGCGUGCCGCUAGAACGCUGCGGGUUGACGCUGGCCAUCGACGAGACGAUGAUCGAGGCGAAGGUGGAAUACGUUCAGGAGAACGACACGCUGGGAGGUCCGUGUUUCGAGCAUAGCAACCGCCUGAAGUCGGUCCGUGUCGGGGACGACUGCGAGACUGUCAAAGCGGCCGUAGCUGCGGUUCGCGACGGGACCGUCCACAUCGCAACCGAAGUAUCAGUCGGGGCCAUCUCACGCCUCGCUCGCACGGGCUACGCUGCGCGUCCCGUCUUCCUUAUCCCUACCUGCAAGAAGCGGUCUUAUGCACAGUCUGUUGAGCUCAUCCUAUACACGCUGGAGGCUUGGGACCGCUCGGAAAAUGGCGCGAAGAAGUAUGGGCCGAUUUUCAAUGUUGCUUCUGACGGAGACGCCAUUCGACGAGCGUCCUUAUUCACUAUCUGUAUGUGUGAGGAAGUUCGAGUGGGACAUCCUCUCUGGGAGUACCUGCACGAGCUCUUCCCCCUUGGCCUCAACCCGCGCAUCGGCAAGAAUAGUGUGUCCAUGGACUUUGAUUACAAGCAUCUCAUGAAGCGCGCCUGUACACUCGUCUGCUCGAAGGACGGCAUGUUCAUCAAUGGCGUCAAGGUCAACCCCGCUCUCCUUCAUAUCUGGCUGGAGCGCAUUCCCAAUAGGCGGUGGCCGGAUACCUCAAUUGAAUCCCUCCUACAGCCAGAUGACGCCCAGGAUGUACCCCGCGCUAUCAAGCUUCUUUGGCUAAUCGCCGACAUACGCACUAUCAACACCGAUGGUAUGGACCCGCACGAGCUGGAGGAGUUCACCGCUCUAUGUAUCCUGGGAGAGAUGUUCGAGGCUCUGGUCUUGCCCUUCGUUGAGCCCGCUCUCACCCUCUCAGAGCAGUACCGUUACCUUGUCAAGUUCUCGCACAUCCUCUCAGCACUCUACGCCCGAAACGGACGCGACUUCUGCUCAAACCAACUGUACAACGACUUCCAAUGCAUGGUGAAAGCAGCUGUCUACCUCAUAGCGAAGACCCUCCGCUUGAAUCCGAAGCUGGGGGUCUAUUUCUGUCUCCUCGGUGACGACGUCGUCGAAGCGCUCUUCGGUCUGAUCCGCAUGCUUGGUGGCCAUUCCCCGAAUGCGAGUCUCCUCCAGUUCAAGCAGCGUGCAGAGGCCGCUAUCAACCUCGCAGCUGUGUUUGAGCGAUACCCCCAGCUAGAGCGCUUAGGCCGGCGGUUGCAGCUCCGUCCGAUACCAGGUGCUGGCAUGCGUCGAGCCCGCGAUAUGGAUCACAUCCGCCCGCCGACCUGGCACGGCGAGGUUGCAGCGGAGUCGUGCGAUCUUGUGGGGUGCUGGAAGGAGGGUGCUCGCGCGGCCGAGGCAGCGUUGGACAAGUACAAAGUCCGUAUGGACAUGUCGUUCACUGAACGCUUCGCGCGCCCGAAUACCGACCUCAUGCGGCCUCUUGGAGGGAAAUACCCCGCCAUCUCCAAUGACAUCGACCGCUCCGUCACUGGCGAUGCAUCUCCCCAUGCCGAGUCUCCUACAGAUACUACGAUCCCGACGUCUCUCGCAGACGGGACCACAACAACUCUGGACAUCGACUUCGACACUGUGCUCGCGCGGGAGAAGGCCGAGAUUGCGGCGCAUGCAGUUGAUGGACAUAGCGCCUUCGCGAAGUUGAACGAAGAUGGGGUUUUUGGUCCCAAGAAGAGCAUAGUCAGCGUCCAUUUCAAUCUGGGCAGCGAGCGGCUGAGCCAUGAGCGCAACUGGAGGGUGCGUGGGUUCACCGCAGCCGGGAGAGCUGGAACGCAGGGCAUGCAGGAGGCCAUAGAUCAUACGGUCACGGCCAGUCUCUCGACCCAUCUCAAGCUCCGAGAUUUAUUCGCCACGCUCGUGUCUCCCAAUGGCAAGGAUAUCUCCAUCGCGAUUGUCAAACCUCUCGUCAUCAAGCAGACCCAGGCGUCGAAGCCCAACCCCGUACACGUUCCGUCGGCUCCCAUUUCGGAAGUACAACUUGUCCCUUCGCCGUACGUCGUCUCUGGCCAGGUCCUUGCACUGAAGCCCCUCGACGGCGAAGGUGCGCAGUGGGUUUGGGAGGGGAAUUAUGUUGGCUUCUCGGCUAGCAAGCGCAAGGAAUCAGCGCUGCUACCGCCUGGUCCGAUACGCGAUUCCACCGUGACCGUUGUCGGAAGCCUCGUCCGGCCGAUUGCUUACAGUCGAGUAGAGGCAGAGGACCUUCAGGACGCCAACCUCGACAUCGUGCAUGAUGCGACAUGGGUAAUCAACAACACGGAAUUGCGCUCGGCUUGGUCCGACCUGUGGAAGGUUAUCCGAAGUGAGCAGGGCCUUCAGGUCGCAAUCCCUGUUUAUGGGGAGGCACAUAAUGCAUACCCGUACAUGGUUCGCCAGAAUCCAGCUCAUCCGCGGGGCAUGAUCUGGGCGACCUCAGCAACAACGGCCAACAUUGUCCUCAAGAGCAAACAACAAGCUUGCACGAUAUGCAGUAGGGCCAACGUCAAGGACACAGACCGCCAGCGCCACAUGGGAGAACAUCUGCUCAAGGUUCUCCUUCAUGUAGGCGAGCCAAGUAAGACUCGUGCAGUCUCAUCGCAAUACCCCUGCGGCUUCUGCGGUGGACCCGGUGUCGGCGAGAACGCGUGUGGGAUCGGUAUCAAGAGCGGCGCGGCGCACUCCAACUGUCCGCGCGCCUAUGCUUUCAUGUUGCACGCAGCGAGGAAGUUCGACGAGAAGCGCCCAUGCACAAACGUUCCUGUCGUUUGCACCUUCCCGUAUUGCGGACAGACGCACUGGAAGUACAACUAUCACCAGCACUUCACCGACCGACAUCCAUCUUGGCGCGACGAGAUGCCUUUGGACUCCGAACUGGCCACGGCGAUUCGAAUCGGAGAAGCAGAGCAGGCAGCGAUGGGGAUACCAAAGGCUCAGAUCUGUGUGUGGCCCCCGCUUCCUGCCUCCGUAGACGGUGCCGCGCAGCGCGGGUGCGUGCCCCCGAACAGUAGUAACGACAAGGAGAACAUACGCCCGCUACCUACUAAUACCAUGUAAUUGAUUGACUCAAGGGGGAAGUAGAUUUACUGUAUUCUUCAUGUAGAGUAUCACAAUCUCUGUCCAGCAUACAACGCGUCCUC
Schizophyllum commune H4-8 is the source of this 4034-nucleotide messenger RNA. RefSeq lists its product as uncharacterized. The transcript is spliced from 6 exons. Lineage: Eukaryota; Fungi; Basidiomycota; Agaricomycetes; Agaricales; Schizophyllaceae. The record is from RefSeq and is a predicted model, not a curated record. The coding region runs from base 1 to 3951 and encodes 1316 amino acids.